Messenger RNA from Nematostella vectensis (starlet sea anemone), 1832 nucleotides. RefSeq names its product ubiquitin-conjugating enzyme E2 R2. Lineage: Eukaryota; Metazoa; Cnidaria; Anthozoa; Actiniaria; Edwardsiidae. Gene Ontology annotation, molecular function: ubiquitin conjugating enzyme activity. The record is from RefSeq and is a predicted model, not a curated record. Bases 143 to 856 code for a protein of 237 amino acids. Gene Ontology annotation, biological process: ubiquitin-dependent protein catabolic process; protein polyubiquitination. The transcript is spliced from 5 exons.
AAUACACAACAAAACUUCUUUUGGCAUUGAAAAAGAAAAAAAUCUGUGGCUCCAUCUUGUUUUACUUAUUCCCUUAAAAAGCCAUAAAAAAUAAACUGCUCUCUCUGAGAUUUUACUAUAGGAAGGCAGAUUACCCUGUGUAAUGGCCACCCCUCCUAGUUCAUCGGCUGUUCGGGCUUUACAGCUCGAAUUAAAGAAGCUAACAGAAGAGCCAGUCGAAGGCUUUACAGUAGAAGUCCCUGAUGAGAGCAACACUUUUGAAUGGGAUGUAGCGAUUUUCGGGCCACCAGGCACUCUCUAUGCUGGUGGAUACUUUAAGGCGCAUAUGUCAUUCCCACACGAUUACCCAUACUCACCGCCGACAUUUCGCUUUUUGACAAAAAUGUGGCACCCAAAUAUCUACGAGUCGGGGGAUGUUUGUAUUUCAAUAUUACAUCCGCCUGUAGACGAUCCACAGAGUGGAGAGCUCCCUUCGGAAAGAUGGAACCCAACACAAAAUGUUAGAACAAUUCUACUUAGUGUAAUUUCGCUACUGAAUGAGCCAAACACCUUCUCGCCAGCAAAUGUUGAUGCUUCAGUUAUGUUCCGCAAGUGGAGGGAAACCAAGGGAAAAGAUUCAGAAUAUGAGAAAAUUAUUAGAAAACAAGUUCAGAGAUCAAAGAUAGAUGCUGAAAAAGAUGGCAUUCACGUCCCCACCACGGUGCAAGAAUACUGCGUCAAGGCUAAGCCUACUAAGUCGGACAGUGAUGACUUCAAUGACUUCUAUGACGAUGAUUAUGCCGAUGAUUUAGAUGAUGACGAUGAUGAUGAUGACUGCAUGGAGUACAGUGAGGAUUCUGGGAACGAGGAGACAUGACAAAUGUCAAGCAUACUAUAGCUCCCAAUCAAAGCUGUAUAUUUUGUUACUUGUAUGAUAACCUUUAAAUCGCGAACUCUUGAGGCAUAUGAAAUGUGCAGUUUGCAAGAAAGGGCCACGACAGAGGGCCCUAUUUCUGAAAGCUAUUCUUUAGUUCUGUAGCUCUUAGCUUGGUCAGUAACUCGAAUUUUUUGUCUCGCAUGUAGUAGACUCUCCCUUUGGCACUCACUGUGAGCAUUCAUUUAAGCCCGCAAUGGCCAAGAUGAUGUGCAAGAUGGUUUUUUUUAGAAAAGGUUCUAUAUUAAUACUGCCUUGAAUCCAGGAUACUUUAUUCAGUGUGAAAGAUGAAAGGUUAAAUUAUUAACAGAGAGGCAUCGUGCUAGUCAGAGCAAACAAAGUCCAUUAAAGAGCCAUCACUCUUAUACAUACACCCUAUUAUCAUAUCGUAUUACUGUGACAUCGUGACUGUAAGCGAUGUAAUGCCAUAUUGUAGAAUAAAUUGUGUUAGUAGUGCCCGGAUUAACAGGUGCUCGUAGCUAUUGCCACUAUUAGUUUUUUUUAUAAGGGACUACUGACGGUAACAAGGACGAAUUUUUAUGACAUGGCUGACAGGAGAAAUGAUGUAGUCAUCAAAGUUCAGCUUUUCGACCGUCUUUUAUUUCUAUGGAUUUUUUUUUUCGCGAUGAUUUAGAUAAACCACGAAGGGUAAAGGUAAAGAAUAGCUUUCCAGGGUUUUGUUCAGUUGAGAUUGGUUUCAGUUGUAUAUAACAAGACCCCUGUGUAUUUCUAGUAAAUAGGUAUAUCGGUUGUUUGAUAUCUUUACAAAUUAUAAAGCAGGUACGACUUUCGGGAAGACGCAUUUUGAGAAUCGUGGUAUAUUCUGCAUGGUACAAUGCAUAUUAUUUCGUUUGUAGAGAUUUAUGUUCUAGUCGCAUCUGCUUUUUGAAUAUAUAAAAAUAAAUGUCAAUACACGCUA